Rhagoletis zephyria (snowberry fruit fly) is the source of this 780-nucleotide messenger RNA. Lineage: Eukaryota; Metazoa; Arthropoda; Insecta; Diptera; Tephritidae. The record is from RefSeq and is a predicted model, not a curated record.
AUGCUCACCUCUGGCAACUACAAGAAACACUUCAACGUGCUGGUGAGCACCGUUGAGUAUAACUCGUUUUUUCUGCAGUCAAGCAAGCAGUACGCCGCUUUCCUGCAGAAUAAUUCUAAACCACUGACACUGGAAAGGGCAAAGGCACACCUGUUGAACAUUCUGCAAAAACAGGCGCAGCCAUUAGAGAAAAGCGAUGAAACUAAACAGUUGCCCACUGACACCGCCACUCGACUGUACUUCAACGGCAUCAACGGUCAUUUUGACAAUUCGGACCUUUAUCAAAAGCAGUUAGGCAUUGCUUAUGGCGAUGCAUAUUUAAGUUGCCCAACUUUGGAGUUUGCCAAAACCCUCUUCCGCUCCAGUCCUGACACCAUCAAGGUCUAUCAGUGGUUCUACACGGCCAAACUGGGCAAUGACAAGCAGUUGUGCGGACGGUGGCAGGGCACCUGUCACGUUGAUGACGUGUACCCGGUUUUUGGAGUGCCAUUUCGACACCGAAAGAUGCACCACAAUCGGGAACGAGAGAUUAGCAGUGAGGUGAUCAGGUUCAUUAGGGCAUUUGUAUUGACAGGCAAUCCUGGGGAGGAUCAGUCAGAGUGGCAGAGCUAUUUUAUGGCUGAUUAUGGUCGACAGUUGGUUGCGCCCUACUACGAGAUCGGAAAUGAUCAUAAGCGACACACAAGUUUUAAGUUUAACCUUAAGCAGCUCGAGUGUGGUCUCAUUUGGAAUAAGUUUGUUUAUCCCUCUUUUUUGCCUGUUGUAAAUCAAACUGACUGA